CACCGUCGCGGCCUUCGACCGCCUCCAGAGGAAAAUUCUCAAUUAGGGUUCAUCCGGGCGGCUUCCUAGCCGUCCGUUUUGUAAUUUAAUCCAGCGGCUCACAUCGCGUUGAGCCAUGGCAUACUUCAAGUGCGCUCUCGCAACAAAACCCUAUUCCAUUUGCGCGCAGGGGGACGUCGUGCUGCUGCCAUCGAUCAUCUCGACACGGCAUCGCGCCCGGCUCCUGAGGUCCAGGCGUGAGUUCCCGGUGCUGCGGGGGCUGCGCAUUUGCGGGAUUUCGGGCAUGGACGCUGCUGGAUCUAGUGCAGUGGAGCCGAGCCAAGGAAAAUGGGGGAAGACGAUAACAAUCGAGCCGGAGGGCAAGCAUCUCGUCACGGUAGUUUGGCUGCAUGGUCUUGGCGAUACUGGCCACGGCUGGGCUUCCAUUCUGAAGACUCUUUCUCUAAACAAUAUCAGAUGGAUCGUCCCGACCGCGCCUGUCCGGCCCGUAACCAUUAAUAAUGGAUAUCCAUGCACCGCAUGGUUUGAUGUGGGAUCGCUCUCGGACGAAGGACCAGAUGAUAUUCUUGGCCUAGAUUCUUCUGCUGCAUAUGUUGCUAGCUUUCUUUCGAAGGAGCCUGCUGAUGUGAAGGUUGCGGUUGGCGGGUUUAGCAUGGGCGGCGCAACAUCUUUGUACACUGCUGCUCAUUCGGUUCUUGGGAAAUACACGGAUGGAAAGCCAUUUACUAGAAAGAUAGACGCAGUCAUGUCUCUCAGUGGAUGGCUUCCUGCUGGCAAGUUGUUGCCAAAGCAAGUUGCUGAAACUCCAGACUGCUUGAAAUUGGCCGCGGAGCUUCCAAUUUUCAUGGCUCAUGGGAAAAAUGACUUCAUCGUCUAUCACAACUUCGGCGAAAUGUCGGCGCGGGCACUGAAGGAGUGCGGGUUCAAGAACGUCACGUUUAAGUCUUACAGAGGGCUUGAUCACUCGACGACACCAGAGGAGCUAGACGACCUUUGCGAGUGGAUUAAACAAGAGCUCAGUGUCCCUGAAAAAGUAUAGCAACGGGACAUAGUUGUUGAGAGGUGGCCAUGACCAGUUUCGCAACUAACUCGCCUAUGGACGUGUUUCUGUAGUCGUGCGACGCGCGAUCGUGACUGCACGACCGUAAAAGAGAUGGCCACCAUUUUCUAUUAUCUGCUUGCCUUGUCUUGGAAUAUAUGUGCUUGAGUU
Molecule: messenger RNA, 1210 nt
Organism: Selaginella moellendorffii
Lineage: Eukaryota; Viridiplantae; Streptophyta; Lycopodiopsida; Selaginellales; Selaginellaceae
Product: acyl-protein thioesterase 1
Exons: 9
Coding region: 116-1039 (307 amino acids)
Molecular function (GO): hydrolase activity
Source: RefSeq, a predicted model, not a curated record